GUGAUAUGUACGUAACUACAAGAGCUACGAAUGAUCCACUCUUUUUCUUGCAUCAUUGUAUGAUUGAUAACAUUUGGGAAACGUGGAGAUUGUCUAAGCAGUCGAGGGCAGCGCGUGAAACCGCCUAUCCCACAGACGAUAUCCGAUGCAGUAGUCAGUCGCAUUUUAGCAGAUCUAUUAUGGUUCCUUUCUCUCCCAUGGUCAAUAUAGAUGGAUGCUCGAAUAGGUACACAGAUAAUCUCUAUCAAUACGACCCGAGACCAACAUGCUCCAGCUCAAGACGAGACUGCGGGUCAAGGUAACU
This is a messenger RNA of Strongylus vulgaris, 304 nucleotides long. NCBI's taxonomy places the organism in Eukaryota, Metazoa, Nematoda, Chromadorea, Rhabditida, Strongylidae. The record is from the annotation of a GenBank genome assembly.